Messenger RNA from Spinacia oleracea (spinach), 2951 nucleotides. Its product is annotated as ADP-ribosylation factor GTPase-activating protein AGD4. Lineage: Eukaryota; Viridiplantae; Streptophyta; Magnoliopsida; Caryophyllales; Amaranthaceae. Bases 281 to 2638 code for a protein of 785 amino acids. The record is from RefSeq and is a predicted model, not a curated record. Gene Ontology annotation, molecular function: protein binding; GTPase activator activity. The transcript has 19 exons. Gene Ontology annotation, cellular component: cytoplasm.
UUUUAGGCUCUGUCGCUCUGAUUCUCAACCAUUGAAACCGAACAUGUCUUUGUGAAUACGGGUUUCAAAUCGGGUAUUCGGAACCAGGAACCGGAUAACCCAUUUGGUAGUUUGAAGAAGAAAAAAGAAGCAUUAAUGUCUCGUAGCUGUACCAAAACAAAGCGAGAAAUUUGUCGGGAGAAAGGCGGAACUCGGUAGCAUAUGACACUGAGCUCACAUCUGUCUACCCUACUUUCUCUCUCAUCUUCCUUCAUCACUUUCAGAUUUCGAAGCUCUAUCAAUGGCGUCCUUCAUUGAUCUAGAAGAUUCUCCUAUGUUUCACAAGCAGAUGUUUUCGCUGGAACAAACAACCGAUGAACUAAAGGAUCGCUGUCAGAGACUAUAUAAAGGAUCCCAGAAAUUGCUGGCUGGUCUUUCUGAAGCUUAUGACGGGGACACAACCUUUGCAGAUGCUUUAGAAUCCUUUGGAGGACAGGAUGAUCCUUUGAGUUUAUCAAUGGGAGGUCCACUAAUUACUAAGUUCACCAGUGCAUUUCGGGAGCUUUCAACUUACAAGGACCUUCUUCGUUUGCAGGUGGAGCAUGUUUUAGUUGACCGUCUCCACCAGUUCAUGUCUGUUGAUCUCCAAGAUGCAAAGGAUUCCCGUCGGCGGUUCGACAAAUCUAUAUAUUCCUAUGACCAGGCACGUGAAAGAUAUGCCUCACUGAAGAAAAGCACACGUGAGGACAUUGUUGCUGGAGUAGAAGAGGAGCUGCACAACUCCAAAUCAGCAUUUGAGAGAACGCGUUUCAGUCUGGUGAAUUCUCUCAUGAAUGUCGAAUCAAAAAAGAAAUAUGAGUUCUUGGAGUCCUUCAGCGCAAUAAUGGAUGCUCAUCUUAAAUAUUUCAAGCUGGGAUAUGAAUUAUUAAGUCAAAUGGAGCCCUUGAUACAUCAGGUGUUGACAUAUGCACAACAGUCAAAAGAGGUAGCAAAUGUUGAGCAAGACAAACUUGCAAGAAAAAUUCAGGAGUUCAGGACCCAAGUUCAAAUGGACAACUUACGUGCUGCAAGUAACACGGAAGCCUCAACCAGCAUUGACAUUACUCGGCCUAUUCGCCCUGUCAGUAUGGGUUCCUCAUACAAAAAUAUAGAGGCAAUUAUGCAGUCUACAACAAAUGGAAUGGUCCAAACCAUCAAGCAAGGUUACCUCCAAAAACGCUCUUCAAGUUUGAGGGCAGAUUGGAAGAGGCGGUUCUUUGUGCUUGACAGUCGUGGAACAUUAUAUUAUUACAGAAACAAGGGCCCGAAACCAUUGGGCCCUCAUUCAAAUCAAUCAACAGCUGUUGGAGAACAAAAUAACGGCGUGUUCGGGAGAUUUCGGGCAAGGCAUAAUAGGAAUCCAUCAUGGAGUGAAGAAAGCCUUAACUAUCGUACUGUUGAUCUUCGUACAUCAACAAUCAAAAUGGAUGCAGAGGACAGAGAUCUCCGUCUUUGCUUUAGAGUAAUUUCACCAUCAAAAUCAUAUACAUUGCAGGCUGAAACAGAGGCAGAUAGAAUGGAGUGGGUCAACAAAAUCACUGGAGUUAUUACCUCACUUUUGAAUUCUCACAUAUUAGAACAGGAGCCAGUUAUUCCAGUGGUUGAAAAGCAGAAUUCAUGCACUGCAAGUGAAGCUAUGUCAAAUGUCCCAACAUCACAUAGUCGAAAUUUGAGCAAUGAUAUGGAGAAGCUCACUGUUGGUGUCUCUCAACUCCUAAGGGAAAUUCCUGGAAAUGAUCAGUGUGCAGAAUGCAGUUCUCCUGAGCCUGAUUGGGCCUCGUUGAAUCUUGGCAUAUUGAUGUGUAUUGAAUGCUCGGGUGCCCAUCGCAAUCUUGGUGUUCACAUCUCAAAGGUUCGAUCUAUAACAUUGGAUGUCAAGGUUUGGGAGCCAACGAUGUUGGAAUUGUUUCAAGCACUUGGCAAUGCUUAUUGCAACUCUGUGUGGGAGGAACAACCGUCUGUUGAUAUAGAGAGAAAAGAUGAAUUAGAUUGUUCUACCACAUCUAUUGUGAAACCAUCUUCGCACGACUCUUUCAGCAAGAAGGAGAAGUAUAUCCAGAUGAAGUAUGCAGAAAAGCAGCUAAUUAGCCUAAAUGCAGCUGAUUCAGUCCUUGGUUCACGUGCCAGGGCUCUGUGGGAAGCAGUUAGGGCUAGUAACCUACGUGAAGCUUAUCGUCUGAUUGCUGUGUCAGAUGCCAGUAUCUUGAAUACAACAUUUGAUGAGAUACACAGUGUUGAUUUGAGUAGAUUAGAAGAAGAGUUGGGAAAAGAUGGUCACAAGUUGGAUCCAUCCGCAUGCCCAAGGUUAAGGGGUAGUGAGCCUGAAAAUUGUUUACGUGGUUGUUCGUUGUUGCACGUGGCAUGCCAUGUUGGCAACCGUGUGAUGAUUGAACUCUUGCUGCAAUCUGGUGCCGAUGUUAAUAUGCGUGACUUUCAUGGAAGGACUCCUUUGCACCACUGCAUUGCAAGAAAGAACAAUGACUUGGCGAAGUAUCUUCUAAGAAGAGGUGCUAGAAGACUUAUUAAGGAUUGGGGAGGACUGACUGCACUGGAGAGAGCAAUGGAGCUGGGAUCAAUUACAGACGAUGUACUCUUCAUUUUGCUCUCCGAAAAUGAAUGAGCAAAUUUUUACACCAUGUAGCGCAAAAGGUAGUUGUAUAAGUUUAUAUUUAUUUGGCUUGUGUAACGUUAACUAUGUAAUUGUAUAGUCAUGUAUUUACGAAACCAAGACCAUAAAUUUCAACCACAGUUUACUGGAUAGGUGAUCUGCGCGUUUUCUUAUAGUUCUGUUGUAGAGUAUUCAGUUAUUCUUACAAUGUAUUGUAUGAAGGUGAUCUGAUUGUAAGAACAGUACCUUGAUAACUCAAUUCUUUUACGUUGCUGAACAAAGGCUAAAGAUCUUAGCAGUUAUUGCAGAUACAUGAUUGAAAAUG